This is a messenger RNA of Alosa alosa (allis shad), 3226 nucleotides long. RefSeq names its product polymerase (RNA) III (DNA directed) polypeptide B (gene polr3b). Gene Ontology annotation, molecular function: DNA binding; ribonucleoside binding; DNA-directed RNA polymerase activity. The record is from RefSeq and is a predicted model, not a curated record. Gene Ontology annotation, cellular component: RNA polymerase III complex. Gene Ontology annotation, biological process: DNA-templated transcription. NCBI's taxonomy places the organism in Eukaryota, Metazoa, Chordata, Actinopteri, Clupeiformes, Clupeidae.
CUCUCAGCUCACAUGUUCGGCGAACUUCCGACAAGUACAUGCAAUGCUGCAUCAAUGUGUAAAUAUGAAGUAAUGUUGCUGUAACAACUUAAUCGUUUAUAAUUACUUGGUGUGUUAUAAAACGAGUAACUAUGGACGCUCUUCAAGAGGAGUUCAGGGGCAUGACCCCUCAGCAACUGGCGGCACCUGUAAAUACUGUGGAGGAAAAAUGGAAAUUGCUCCCGGCGUUUUUGAAGGUCAAAGGGCUUGUGAAGCAACACAUAGACUCAUUCAAUUACUUCAUCAAUGUGGAGAUAAAGAAGAUCAUGAAAGCCAAUGAAAAGAUCACCAGUGAUGCUGACCCAAUGUGGUACCUCAAAUAUCUCAAUAUUUAUGUUGGCAUGCCGGAUGUGGAAGAGAGCUUCAAUGUAACACGACCAGUGUCUCCACAUGAGUGUCGGCUGAGAGAAAUGACGUACUCUGCUCCUAUCACAGUGGACAUUGAGUACACCCGAGGGAGUCAGAGAAUCAUCCGGAAUGCCCUGCCUAUCGGAAGAAUGCCCAUUAUGCUGCGGAGUUCCAACUGUGUUCUAACGGGAAAGACACCCAUGGAGUUCUCCAAACUAAACGAGUGUCCUCUGGACCCAGGUGGCUACUUUAUUGUCAAAGGUCAAGAGAAGGUUAUUCUGAUACAAGAACAGCUUUCCAAGAACAGAAUCAUUGUGGAGCAGGACAGGAAGGGUGCAGUUGGAGCCUCAGUGACCAGCUCCACCCAUGAGAAGAAGAGUAGGACCAACAUGAUUGUAAAACAGGGUCGCUUUUACCUGAAGCACAACACCUUGUCAGAGGAUGCACCAAUUGCCAUCAUCUUCAAGGCGAUGGGUGUGGAGAGUGACCAGGAGAUUGUGCAGAUGAUCGGCACUGAGGAGCAUGUGAUGGCUGCCUUCGGCCCCAGUCUGGAGGAGUGCCAGAAGGCCCAGAUCUUCACACAGACUCAGGCUCUGAAGUAUAUCGGGAACAAAGUACGACGACAGCGAAUGUGGGGUGGACCCAAGAAAACCAAGAUGGAGGAGGCCAGAGAACUGCUGGCCUCAACCAUCCUCACCCACGUACCUGUGAAAGAGUUUAACUUCCGGGCGAAGUGUAUUUAUCUAGCCGUCAUGGUGCGGAGGGUCAUCCUGGCCCAGGGGAACAACAAAGUUGAUGACCGCGAUUACUAUGGCAACAAGCGUCUGGAGUUGGCUGGCCAGCUGUUGUCCCUGCUAUUUGAGGAUUUGUUUAAGAAGUUCAACACGGAGCUGAAGAAGAUCGCUGACCAGAUCAUCCCCAAGCAGCGAGCUGCUCAGUUCGACGUGGUCAAGCACAUGAGACAGGACCAGAUCACCAACGGCAUGGUCAACGCCAUCUCCACAGGGAACUGGUCACUUAAGAGGUUUAAGAUGGACAGGCAGGGCGUGACGCAGGUACUGUCCCGGCUGUCGUUCAUCUCGGCCCUGGGCAUGAUGACGCGUAUCUCCUCCCAGUUUGAGAAGACGCGAAAGGUCAGCGGCCCGCGCUCGCUGCAGCCCUCCCAGUGGGGCAUGCUGUGUCCCUCCGACACACCUGAGGGAGAGGCCUGUGGCCUGGUGAAGAACUUGGCCCUGAUGACGCACAUCACUACAGACAUGGAGGAUGGGCCCAUCAUCAAGCUGGCCUUCAACCUGGGCGUAGAGGACGUCAACCUGCUGUGUGGAGAGGAGCUCUCCUACCCCAGCGUCUUCCUCGUCUUUCUCAAUGGUAAUAUCCUGGGUGUGAUCCGUGACCACUCCAAGCUGGUGAACACCUUCCGGCUGAUGCGGAGAGCAGGCUUCAUCAACGAGUUUGUGUCCAUCUCCACCAACCUGACCGACCGCUGCGUCUACAUCUCCUCCGACGGGGGAAGGCUGUGCAGGCCCUACAUCAUAGUGAAGAACGGCCAGCCGGCUGUCAAGAACAAACACAUUGAGGAGCUGUCUCAGGGCUACAGGAACUUUGAGGACUUCCUGCAUGAGAGCUUAGUGGAGUAUCUGGAUGUGAAUGAGGAGAACGACUGCAGCAUCGCACUGUAUGAGCACAUGAUCACCAAGACUACCACACAUCUGGAGAUUGAGCCGUUCACUCUGCUGGGUGUGUGUGCAGGCCUUAUCCCGUACCCCCAUCACAACCAGUCGCCCAGAAACACCUACCAGUGUGCUAUGGGCAAGCAAGCCAUGGGCACCAUCGGCUAUAAUCAGAGGAACCGCAUAGACACGCUUAUGUACCUGCUGGCCUACCCUCAGAAACCCAUGGUGAAGACCAAGACCAUCGAGCUGAUCGACUUUGAGAAGCUCCCGGCUGGCCAAAACGCCACGGUGGCCGUCAUGAGCUACAGUGGCUACGACAUAGAGGACGCGCUGGUGCUCAACAAGGCCUCUCUGGACCGAGGGUUUGGCCGGUGCCUGGUCUACAAGAAUGCCAAGUGUACUCUGAAGCGCUACACUAACCAGACGUUUGACAAGGUGAUGGGUCCCAUGCUGGACGCAGAGACCCGCAAGCCCAUCUGGAGGCACAGCAUCCUGGAUGCUGAUGGCAUCUGCUCCCCUGGUGAGAAGGUGGAGAAUAAGCAGGUGCUGGUGAAUAAGUAUAUGCCCACCGUCACCCAGACGCCACUGGAGGGCACUGCCCAGCCUGGUCAACCACAGUACCGGGAUGUGCCAAUCACCUACAAGGGCUCCACAGACUCGUACAUUGAGAAGGUGAUGAUCUCUUCCAAUGCAGAGGACGCCUUCCUCAUCAAGAUCCUGCUGCGGCAGACCAGGCGGCCCGAGAUCGGAGACAAGUUCAGCAGCCGACACGGACAGAAAGGAGUGUGUGGUCUGAUCGUCCCUCAGGAGGACAUGCCCUUCUGUGAUACGGGCAUCUGCCCCGACAUCAUCAUGAACCCACACGGCUACCCCUCCCGUAUGACGGUGGGGAAGCUGAUUGAGCUGCUGGCAGGGAAGGCAGGCGUGCUGGACGGCAGGUUCCACUACGGCACGGCCUUCGGGGGCAGCAAGGUCAAGGACGUGUGUGAGGACCUCAUUCGCUACGGCUACAACUACCAGGGCAAGGACUACGUCACCUCGGGGAUCACGGGGGAGCCACUGGAGGCGUAUAUCUACUUUGGCCCGGUGUACUACCAGAAGCUGAAGCACAUGGUGCUGGAUAAGAUGCAUGCCAGAGCCCGCGGGCCCCGGGCCGUGCUCACCAG